Sorghum bicolor (sorghum) is the source of this 901-nucleotide messenger RNA. RefSeq names its product rapid alkalinization factor. The transcript has a single exon. The coding region runs from base 179 to 526 and encodes 115 amino acids. NCBI's taxonomy places the organism in Eukaryota, Viridiplantae, Streptophyta, Magnoliopsida, Poales, Poaceae. The record is from RefSeq and is a predicted model, not a curated record.
GGGAACGGAAACCAAGAGAGAGAAACACCCUUCGCCAUAGCCGCAACAGCAGCCAGCAGAGCAGAGCAGCACCAAACCCCACAGACGCAAAAGCCAGAGCAGAGCGCAGCCCUCUUUCCCCUCCCCUCCCCUGCCCCGCUCCUCCUCCUCCAUUCCCCAUCCACCCCAUCCGCCGCCGAUGGCGAGGCCGACGCGCGCGCUCCUGCUCCCGCUCCCGCUCCUCAUGCUCCUGGCACUGGCGGCGCUGGCCCGCGCGUCGUCGGGCGACGUGCCAGCGGCGGCGUCCCUGGGCUGGGACCUCGGCGUGGUGGGCGCGGGGGAGGACGAGGAGUUCGGCUUCCCCAGCGGCGGCGACUCCGUGGCGCGCCGGGUGCUGCAGGGCGGCGGCUACCUCAGCUACGGCGCGCUGCGCAGGGACAACGUGCCUUGCUCCGUCCGUGGCGCCUCCUACUACAACUGCCGCCCCGGCGGGCAGGCCAACCCCUACUCCCGCGGCUGCUCCGCCAUCACGCGCUGCCGCGGCUGAUGAUCUCGCCGCCGUCCACCGGGAGGAGGAAGAGGAGGUUCAUAUCCGUUAAUCCCACGCCGUUGUUGAUUGUUGGUUGAGACAGGAAAAAAAACAAAAAAAAAAUUGUUCGUCUCCUUCCCCUCCCUGUCCCUUUAAUCGAUUACUAGUACCUGUAUGCUACGUACUAUUGCUUAUUUCUCUUGUCGUUUGAUUUUAACGAGAAAGAAUGAUUGGUGGUGGUUGUGGGUUAUGAUGGCCGGGUUGGCGCCCACGCGAUUCCACCCGGAUUCGCCUCUCUCUUUCUCGCUCGAUCUGGUCCUGUAAAUUCCAUGAUUUAUGAGCAACUGGUGUAUAAUCUACAAACUGAUGAUGAUGAUUUAAUUUCCCCGUCAA